UCUCUCCUCCAGUUGCCCGGUGGGACAGUCCAGUCUCUGCACCUCAGCUGCCCACAACAAAACCAACAGCAAACCAACCAGUAAAAACCCACCAGUCAGCCAUGAGCAAGUCCUACUCCUCCUCAGCCCAGUCAGCCUCCUCAUACCGUCGUACCUUCGGCUCCGGCGUUGGUGCCUCCCCAAUGUCCUCUCUCUUCUCCAAUGUAGGAGGUGGUCGCGCUUCCUCCCACAUGUCGUCCCGCGUCUAUGAGGUCAAGAGCGCCAGCAUUCCCUCCUUCUCCAGCUACAGGGCGUCCUCCGGAGCAGCUGGUUUCGGCUCUUCCUCUGCCCUGCGCACCUACACCGGUGAGAAGCUCGACUUCAACCUCGCUGACGCCAUGAACCAGGACUUCCUCAACACGAGGACCAAUGAGAAAGCCGAGCUCCAGCACCUUAAUGACCGCUUUGCCAGCUACAUCGAGAAGGUGCGCUUCCUGGAGCAGCAGAAUGCGGCACUCACCGUGGAGAUUGAACAGCUGAGGGGCCGUGAGGGCCCGGGGCGUGUGGCCGAGCUCUAUGAGGAAGAGAUGAGAGAGCUGAGAAGGCAGGUGGAGGUGAUCACCAACCAGCGUUCACGUGUGGAGGUGGAGAGAGACAACCUGGCUGAUGACCUGCAGAAGCUGAAACUGAGACUGCAGGAGGAGAUUCACCAGAAGGAAGAAGCGGAGAACAAUCUCUCUGCUUUCAGAGCUGAUGUCGAUAAUGCCACUCUUGCCAGGCUGGACCUGGAGAGACGCAUUGAGAGUCUGCAGGAGGAGAUUGCCUUCCUUAAGAAGAUCCAUGAAGAGGAGAUCCGUGAGCUCCAGAGCCAGAUGCAGGACACUCAGGUCCAGGUCCAGAUGGACAUGUCCAAGCCUGACCUGACAGCAGCUCUGAGGGACAUCCGUAUGCAGUACGAGGGCAUCGCUGCAAAGAACAUUUCAGAGGCCGAGGAGUGGUACAAGUCCAAGGUGUCUGAUUUGAACCAGGCUGUGAAUAAGAACAAUGAUGCUCUCAGGCAAGCCAAGCAGGAGAGCAUGGAGUACAGACACCAGAUUCAGUCCUACACCUGCGAAAUCGACUCACUGAAGGGCACCAAUGAGUCUCUGCUGCGUCAGAUGCGAGACAUGGAGGACCGCAUGGGCCGCGAGGCUAGCGGCUUCCAGGACACGAUUGCCAGGCUGGAGGGAGAUAUAGCAAAGAUGAAGGAUGAGAUGGCCCGUCACCUGAGAGAGUACCAGGACCUCCUUAAUGUUAAGAUGGCCCUGGAUAUCGAGAUCGCCACCUACCGCAAGCUGCUGGAGGGAGAGGAGAGCAGAAUCACCACCAAUAUGCCUGUGCAGUCUGCAUACUCCUCUAUCGGAUUUAGAGAGACCAGCCCCGAGUCCCAGCAUCAGCGGUCCUCAGAGGUUCACUCCAAGAAGACUGUACUCAUUAAAACCAUCGAGACCCGUGAUGGAGAGGUGGUCAGCGAGUCCACACAGCAUCAGCAAGACAUCAUGUAAAGCGGGACGAACGCAACUGAAAUACAUAUCAGAUAAAUGAAUAAAUACAUGAAAAAAAAUAACUAAAUAAAAAUCGACUUUUUUUCCAUUGCCACUUCCAUUGCCUUUGAUAAGCUGAGCCUUUUUUCAAAGUCUUUUUACCAUCACAGGCUUUAUGGUGACUGUGUUGUCACCUUCCAUGUAGCUAUUUGGUUUCCAACAAAUUGCAGAUUUGUGAUGACACAAGUGAAGGCAACCAGUACACACUCACAAAUGUAGACACUGUUGUACUAAAAUACCACGUUUUCUGUGGAGGACUAACAAUUUCCAUUGUUUUUAUCUGUUUUUUGGAUUUUGCCCUGUAUUUGGACACAGGCGACAGACAAACGAGAAUAUGCAUUAAUUUCCCUUUUUAACAUCCUACUGACAUAACAUGUUCUGUGACUUGUUGCCUAUAUGAAAAAAGUCACCAGCAGGGAUUUUGUUUCAAAUAAUUUAACAGGUCUUUUGAUUUUGUGUAACAAAAACACGGUGAUCUGACCUCGGCCAUCCAGGUCUUUCUCAUCCCUGAUGCAGAGAAGUGGCUGUUGAUUACUAUAAUUAAGAGAAAAGAUGGAAGCCAUCUAUAUCUAGAAAGAGACUCAGGAGACGGAGGACAGAGCAGUGGACUGUCAUUGGUAUCACUGUGAGCACGUGUUAAAUGUUGAACAUAAUGAAAUGAUAAAUAAAAUGGUGGACGAUGAUUUUGUAAAUGGCAUGCUAGGUUACGCUACAGUGCCUACAGCAUCAUAAAUGUUUUAAAUCAUUAUUUCCAUGCAAAUGUGUGACGUUAAUUGAUUGACUGAUGAGGCCUUAGCAUCAGCAGAAUUGAUAUAAAGAAAGCGGGACGUCUGAAACAUGUAAGACACAUGGACAUCUUGUCCGGUGGGAAGCUGUCAUGUCCAAAGUUGGAGCUCAGUAUGUGUAGAAUGAUUGUGUGAGUGUGUGUAUGGACGGCGAGGUUAAUCUGCUUCACUUUGCCAAAAUCUCAAAUAAAAUUAUUUGCCAUCCCUGUCACUUAUGAGCAUUAAAUAAAUAUGUUUCAAGAGAAUUUCGAUAAAUAUCAACA
This is a messenger RNA of Lampris incognitus (smalleye Pacific opah), 2610 nucleotides long. It is a transcript of the gene desma, whose product is annotated as desmin a. The record is from RefSeq and is a predicted model, not a curated record. Gene Ontology annotation, biological process: skeletal muscle organ development. NCBI's taxonomy places the organism in Eukaryota, Metazoa, Chordata, Actinopteri, Lampriformes, Lampridae. The coding region runs from base 102 to 1523 and encodes 473 amino acids. Gene Ontology annotation, cellular component: Z disc; intermediate filament; cell-cell junction. The transcript is spliced from 10 exons.